Bipolaris sorokiniana ND90Pr is the source of this 766-nucleotide messenger RNA. RefSeq lists its product as uncharacterized. The record is from RefSeq and is a predicted model, not a curated record. The coding region runs from base 28 to 561 and encodes 177 amino acids. The transcript has a single exon. Gene Ontology annotation, molecular function: acyltransferase activity, transferring groups other than amino-acyl groups. NCBI's taxonomy places the organism in Eukaryota, Fungi, Ascomycota, Dothideomycetes, Pleosporales, Pleosporaceae.
CCAUAACCCAACCAAGAAUAACCCAAAAUGGAUAACACUCCACCCACCAAAACCCCAAAGGCUCAAUGGCGCACCCUCUCCCCCACCAAUCUCCCCAACCUCUCCCAUAUAGCCGCAACAAUCCACCCAGGCCUCGCUGAACGCGAUACCGUGUUCCUUGAACGUAUAACGUUGUUUCCAGCAGGCUGUCUCGGAUUAUUCGAAGAGGAGUCCAACAAACUAUGUGGCUAUCUAAUUUCGCAUCCGAUCCGGCACCAGGAACCGCCCGAGCUGGAUUCGCUGCUCGGAGAAAUAGCAGCAGAUGCGGAUCAGUAUUACAUUCACGAUUUGGCUAUUUUGCCGGGAGCUAGAGGUUCUGGUCUUGCGCAAGAGGGAGUUGAAAGGGUAUUGGGUACGGCGGCUCAGGCCUACGAAACGAUUUGUCUGGUUUCUGUAUACGGGACAAUGUCAUUUUGGGGGAAAUUUGAGUUUGAAAAGCCAGACGUCGUUAGUGCAAAGUUGAGUGAGAAGUUGCUUGGUUAUGGGGAUGGCGCUGUGUAUCUUGAACGGAAGAAUGGGUGAGAGUGUAGUAUGAGUGUGGAUUGUGCAUGCCACAUGCCCGAUGCGGCGAUUACGUCAUUGUGGCUUGAAGCAAAAGCAGUCAUGGCAAGACCAAGAUGGAAGGCAAGGUUUAUGUAGUGGCUGUUUUGGCCUGACUGGGCAAGUAAGAGCCGCCCCGCACUGUACUAGAGUAAUAUACUAAGAGCAGGGGUGUUCAGACGCAUAG